Sardina pilchardus (European sardine) is the source of this 5579-nucleotide messenger RNA. RefSeq names its product Fc receptor-like protein 5. Gene Ontology annotation, molecular function: transmembrane signaling receptor activity. Lineage: Eukaryota; Metazoa; Chordata; Actinopteri; Clupeiformes; Clupeidae. The transcript is spliced from 27 exons. Gene Ontology annotation, biological process: cell surface receptor signaling pathway. The record is from RefSeq and is a predicted model, not a curated record. Bases 20 to 5167 code for a protein of 1715 amino acids. Gene Ontology annotation, cellular component: plasma membrane.
GUUACCAAUCUAGUUGAAAAUGUAUCAAUCUUUGACAGAAAGACCAAAACCCACCAUUACCCUGAAUUCGAACUGGACGGAGUUCUUCAGUGGAGAGGAGGUCUCUCUCAGAUGUGACCUAAAGAGUGGGAAGAUCAGUGACUGGAAGUACAGCUGGUUUAGGGAUGGAGUGAGAGUUUACCGUUAUAGAGUCUAUAAGGAAUAUGAAAUCAAACCAUCUCAAAGUGGUAACUAUAUUUGUAAAGGACAAAGGAAAGGUGAUCAAAAUCCAUCAGAAAGAAGUGAUGCUGUUGCUGUUACAAUUUAUUCUGAGAAAGCCCAGGCAGUUCUGAGUACCCUCUCACAGACCUGGCUGCCUGAAGGAGACUCAGUGACUCUGAGCUGUGAGGUUAGAGGCUCCACUGGCUGGAGAUUCCACUGGUACAAAACUGCCCCCUACAGGCCUGAUUUCCCUCAAAUAACACAUGAAAACAGGGGAUUUUCUUUAGAGUUGGUCUCAGACAGCAUAAAAGGAGCUGGAGGCUCCUACACUCUCAGCCCUGCUGCUCUUAGACACACAGGGGUUUAUAUGUGCAGAGCAGAGAGAGGAGAGCCAGCCUAUCACACAGAGUUCAGCCAACCUCAGCCUCUCUGGGUCACAGGUGUGUCUCCUCCAGCUUCUGUGAUGAUCCAUUCAAACUGGACCCAGAUCUUCACAUAUGAGCCUCUCUCCCUGAGCUGUGGGGUUCAGGGCAACUCUACUGGAUGGAGACUGAGGUGGUUCACAGACAGAAGAGAAAAAUCAGAGUGUCCCACUGACUGGAGAUCAGAAACAGGAUCCAGCUGCAGCAUCAGCUCAGCAUCUCCAUCAGACAGUGGAGUGUACUGGUGUCAGUCUGAGUCUGGAGAGCAGAGCAAUCCUGUCAACAUCACAGUACAUGUUGGUGUUGUGAUCCUGGAGAGUCCUGCCCAUCCUGUGCCUGAGGGAGAUCCUCUGACUCUACGCUGUAGAUAUCGCUACCAGCCAUCACACUUCAGUGCUGACUUCUAUAAAGAUGGGACACUCCUGCAGACCUCCACCACAGGAGAGAUGACCAUCCCUGCAGUCUCCAAGUCACAUGAAGGCCUCUAUAAGUGCAGACACCCAGAGAGAGGAGAGUCACCAGAGAGUUGGAUCACUGUUAGAGAUUCUGACUCCUCCAUGUUGGUGGUGGCCAUGGGUGCACUGAUGGGGCUGCUUGUUGCCUUUGCUCUGGUCGUUUUACUGCUCCUGCUGCACCGCUCCCGGAAAGCCAAAGGUGGUGCUGUGGUUGGAACUGAUGAUGUGGUCUAUGCUGAGAUCGAGCUGAAGAACAGAAAUGCAGAGAAGAAAAAGAAAGAAAGCCCAUUUGUGAAAACCAAUAUAGAUGCAAUCAAUUCAGACACUCUGUACUCACCCCUGAAGCCAGUGAAGAAACCAGAUGAAGAUCGAGCUGGACCCAGUGAUGUGACGUAUGCACAGGUUAAUGUUAAAUCGAAGAAACCUAAGAAACAAGAUUCAGCUGGCCCUAGUGAUGUCACAUAUGCUGACAUACAGAUCAAGAUGAAACCACUGGAAAAAAGAGAUGGAGGAUCCAGUGAUGCAACAUAUGCUCAAGUUAGGAAGAAAGCCAAAAAACCUGGAAACACAUUGUUCAGCUCUGUGUUACAGUAUGGACACAUGGAAGUGAGACAAAAGGCUGUUGUGAUCCUCAAGCCCAACUGGACAAAACUGUUCCGAGGAGACACAGUGUCACUCAGAUGCCACAUCCCGGGAGAGCCAUCCACCGACUGGGAGUACAUUUGGUAUAAAAACGAGGAGGAGCUUAACCCUUACAAGGUCUGGAGUGAGAGCAACGAGUAUAAGAAUGUGGGCCCGGUGGACGAGACUGACCGCGGCGAGUACGCCUGUCUGGGCAUGAGGAAGGUUGACUCGGUCUUCUCUGAGAUCAGUGACGCUGUAGUACUUACUGUCUCAGAGAGACCCAGGGCUGUCAUUCUCCAGAGGCCUGACUGGCCCCAGAUCUUCAGCGGAGAGACGGUCACUUUCAGGUGUGACAUCCCAGGUGAGCUGCCGUCUGAGUGGAGGUACCGCUGGCGGAAGGACGGGCAGAAGGUAAAAUCCGAUUCCGUUGGAGAGACAAAUAUUUACAGGAUAACGGUCGCCGACCAGUCCCACAGUGGCAAGUACACCUGUACCGGCCUGCGGAAAAGUGACUACAAGUUCUCCCUCGCCAGCGAGUCUGUGACACUGACCGUGUCAGGGAGGCCGCAGGCUGUGGCGAUUCUGACCCCUAAGGACAUGGAGAUCUUCAGCGGCGAGUCAGUCUCCCUCCGCUGCCUCAUUCAGGACGGGGAGGCGGCGGGAGACUGGAAGUACAGCUGGUACAAGAGGGGCUACGUGGGCUACAGCCAGAUCAGCGACGCGCAGGAGUACGGUAUCAGCCCCGCCGCCGAGGCCGACAGUGGAGACUACACCUGCAGGGGCACGCGCAACGACGCCCAGAACUCCGAGACCAGCGAGCCCAUCAGGCUGAACGUGUCAAGCCUGCCCAAAGUUUCAAUCGCUAUGAACCUAGAGAGCCCCAUAUACAUUGGAGAGACGGUCACUCUGGAGUGUGUGACUGCCUCUCGCACUGACUGGAGCUACACCUGGUUCAAAGGCAGUCCGCAGACCGAGGCGCUACCCUCGGACCGUGAGAGUAAAGGCGGCAACACCCUCACCAUCAGAGGGGCCUCAGAACUGGACCAGGAUGAGUACUGGUGUCAGGGGGAGAGAUGGAACAGCACCACGGCUUCGCUCAUGAGUGACCCGGUUUACCUGACCGUGUCUGACUUGCCGACCGGCUCCCUCUCUGCAAAGCCCCCGAACCCUGUCUUCACUGGGGAGACCGUCACCCUGACAUGUGUGCUGGAAUCACACAGUAACUGGUCCUAUAAGUGGUACAAAGGAAGCUCUCAGAACCCAGUGUCUCAGUCCGACCGGUACCAGAGAGAGGCAAACACCCUCAUCGUCCGGGGGGCGGUCGAAUCAGAUCAGGACCAUUACUGGUGCCAGGGGGAAAAGGACACCAGACCCACUUCCUCACACAUGAGUACUUAUGUCUACUUGUCUGUCACAGCCUUGCCCACUGCCACCCUGACAGUCCAGCCCCCGAGCCCUGUGUUCAGCGGAGAGAUAGUGACGUUUACGUGUGCAAUACAGUAUCUCCGAGACUGGACCUACAGGUGGUACCGACGCAACUCCUCUGAUGCGGUGACCCAGUCGGAGCGCUACAGCCGAUCCGGGAACACCUUGACCAUCCGAGGCGUGGCCGACUCGGACCAGGACCAGUUCUGGUGUCAGGGGGAGAGAGACACCCGGCCCGCUGUGUCACAGAUCAGUGAGAAUGUCACUCUGAAUGUACAUGAAUUCAAGCCAAAGCCACGGCUAACGUCCAACCGAUCGGAUCACAUCUACACCGGUUCAUCUUUGACUCUGACCUGUGAGAUGGACCCGUCCACUGGUUCUGGGUGGACAUUCUUCUGGUACCAAAACUCACAGAACUCGGAACCUACGUUCCAAUCGGACGAGAACACCUACACCAUCAACUAUGUGAAGGUCUCUGAUGAAGCACUAUAUUUCUGCUGUGCUGGAAGAGGCAGCCCAGUCUAUUACACACACUACAGCAAUGCAACAUGGAUACAAGUUACUGAGAGACCAAAGGCUGUCAUCACCCUGUUGUCUAACUGGACGCGGAUAUUCAGCGGCGAGACCAUCUCUCUCCAGUGUGACAUUCGCGGCACCACAGACUCUGACUGGGACUACAUCUGGUACAAGAACGGCUACCUGAACAACCCUAUGAGCCGCGAGAAGGAAUACCGCGUCACCCUGGUGUACAGUCACCGCGGCGACGAAUACACCUGCAUCGGCAGGAGGAAGAGGGAGCACACAUACUCAGAGAUGAGUGACCCGCACAGCAUUUCAGUGUUCGACAGACCCAUGGCUCUACUCAGUGUCCCUGGUCCGAUCUGGGUGCACGAGGGCGACACGGUGACCCUGAGCUGCGAGGUGAAGGGCCCGACCGCAGGCUGGAGGUUCCACUGGUACAGAGCGGACUCGGCGGCCAGGCAGACCCUCGUGUACAGCAACGGCGGCUCCUUCACCGUCAGCCCAGCGCGGCUCCGGCACUCGGGCCUGUACACGUGCAGAGCAGAGCGAGGGGAUCCGCCGUACUACACCAAAUACAGCAAGCUCCAGCCUCUCUGGGUCACUGGCCUGUCACCUCCUGCCUCUCUGGUCAUCAGGCCUAACAGAACCCAGCACUUCAUAUAUAAAUCCCUGUCCCUGAGCUGUGAGAUGCAGGACUACCCUGUCGGCUGGAGCUUGAGGUGGUUCACGGACUCAGGGGAGAUAUCGGAGUGCCCGGCUGCGUGGAGGUCAGUGGUAGGCUCCACCUGCACCAUCAUCCACCCACACGAAUCAGAGAGCGGCGUGUACUGGUGUCAGUCAGACACCGGGCUGCGCAGCAACCCUGUCAACGUCACGUUUCAUGAUGCCGACGUGAUCCUGGAGAGCCCCGUCCACCCCGUGACGGUGGGCGACCCGUUGACCUUGCGCUGCAGGUACCGUAAGACGCCCGCCAGCGCCGAGGCCGACAUCUUCAAGGACGGAUCCCCCCUUCAGCCCACCAUCACCGGGGAGGUGACCAUCCCGGAGGUGACCCAGUCCCACGAGGGACGGUACCGGUGCCGGCACUCCGACAGGGGAGACUCCCCAGAGAGCUGGGUCACAGUGAGAGCCAAAGAUACUCGGCCACAAAAACAGCUCGCACUUUGGCUUGUGCUGGGACUGUGCAUCGCACUGUGCAUUGCACUUGCCCUGGUGGUUGUGUUUGCAUUGCUGUAUCGCUACAGAGGCUUGUUCAUUCAUGGAAGACUAUUUGGCCGUGGACGGCAGGGCACCCAUGGGGGGUCGAGCGAGGAGCAGAACAGGCCCGUGGACCGCCAAGGGGAAAAGUCUAGCAAAGUUCCAUGGCAGUUUGCAGGAGCCUCAAGUGGUCCUAGCGAUGUGGUCUUCACUGAGAUCGAGCUGAAGGAGAUGCGUAGAAAGUGGUAUAAGGUGAAAACCGAAUCUGCUGGUGGCCGGCUACCUAAGACCCACAGCCAGGAAGUGUCCAUUCUGAUUUGAUACUGGAGCUGAGGAGGACAUGGACAGUCCACUUCAGGAUCUUAGCUCCAAGUGAACGCAGUGCAUAUAGCCAGUGCAUAGACAACACUCAAUCACAGAGAGGAUAAAGGCACAACUGUUCUAAGGAUGAAAUUCAGAAUGGCUUAAAGAAGAUCUGCUUUUAUUCUGUGUCUUUUCAGCACUGUUUGUUUGGGCCGUGCAAAUAACAGGCCCCUCACACAGUGCUACUACAAGACAAUCAUGAUAGCAGGAAUCACAAAGAAAUGAAGGGUUAAUGGUUUAACGGCACAGUACAUUAUCAGUGAACAGCAUUUUUCUGUUACUGUAAAAUGUAAUUUAAUAAUUGAAAAAGAAUGCUAUUUAUUCAUCAGGACUUACUAUUCCCGUCCCAUUGGCCUUGUCCAUGUAGUCA